Messenger RNA from Phlebotomus papatasi, 955 nucleotides. Its product is annotated as protein takeout-like. Bases 104 to 850 code for a protein of 248 amino acids. The transcript is spliced from 3 exons. The record is from RefSeq and is a predicted model, not a curated record. Lineage: Eukaryota; Metazoa; Arthropoda; Insecta; Diptera; Psychodidae.
GCGCGAGAUACUCCGGUGUGUACUUAUAUAAAUGUGGACAGAGCUCAAGAUCAGCUACCAUUAGUUGCCCGUAACUUGGAUAGUGCAGUGAUCGCGUAGGAAAAUGUUCAAGUCGGUGUGUUGUGUUGUUCUCUUCAGUUUCGUGGCUUCUGCGGCGAAAUUGCCCAGUGAAAUACCAAAGUGCAACUAUGAGGAGCAUGAUUGCAUUAUUGAGAGAACAAAUUGGGUUCUAAAAAAUCGUCCUGAGGGUAUUCCAUCCAUCAAGCUUCUCCAAUUUGAUCCCAUCAAUGUACCAUCCAUGAGCAUUGUCCAAGGAGGCAACAGUCCGGUCAAUAUUGAUCUUCAGUUCAAAAAUGUUAAAUUCUACGGCCUCAAUAAUGCCACUGUGACGAGAAUCUCAGGUUUCAAGAAUACAGUUGAUCAAGAAAUUGAGCUAGAUCUCAAUACACCAAAAGUUGCCCUUAUUGGCCCUUACACCAUCAACGGACGCGUCCUUAUCCUUCCCGUUCAGGGCAAAGGAGACAGCAAUCUCACCCUUGAGAAUGUCGACGUUAAGAUACGUCUCACAGGAAAGAAGAUCACAAAGAACGGAAAGGAUUACCUGCAAACGGAUAAUCUAAAGUUGACAUUCAAGACAACACGUGCCUGGAUCUACCUGGGGAAUCUCUUCAAUGGGGAUCCAACACUCGGUCCCACCACAAAUGAAUUUCUCAAUGAGAACUGGAAGGAAAUCUUUGGGGAAUUGCAGAAAGUGAUUGAGGAUGCUUUUAGCAAAAUUAUUCAAGCUCUCUUCAACAAUGUCUUUGCCGCCUUACCCUAUCACUCAGUAUUUAAGCAGGGCGGUGAAUGAUCUCCAGAUUGAGCCUCCUGAAGCUAUAAACUAUUUAUUUUUUUGUUAUUUUUCUAUUAAAUGUCUUGUUAGUGCUGUGAGAGAAUAUACCGAAUUUUUUUGGAA